AUGCCUCCCACCGUGACUACUUCCACCAGCAGCGGCACGCCAACAGCAAUACCGAUCAUCGCCACGCCUACCCCCUCAAACGGUUUCAAUGGCGAAGAGUUCAUCAACAACCUCGGCAGCGAUUUGGCGCCUCUCUUAACGCUAUUCGGAGAGCAAGUCACGAAACAGUUUCUCAGCAUGUCACUCGGAUGGGCUGAUCAUAUUUUGCUCGCUGUUGGCCCACUGGGAAUCAUCACCACGGUCGUUUCGGCAAUCCGAGUUUCCAAUGUCAGAGUUCUGAAAGCCAUAAUUGGACGAGCACGAGAAAAGCUAGCGACAGCAGAGCUAGAGCUACUCUCUUCGACGUCAGAUGCCACUUCCGAACUCUGGACCGAGGAAGGAAUCGUUCGUCAACCAGGUCAUGCCACAAUUCUCGAGUUGGUGGCCUAUAGAUGCAAAUCCAGGGAGAUGAUCACAAACCAGGAUGGGAUCGACCUUGGACUCCCUGGUGAGAUUCAUAUCGGCAAUCUUAGUGAGGCAUACAAUGUGGGAGUUCUCAGGCCUUCCCCAGAAGGCCCUUCGACGAAGUUCAAAGACUUCAUAGAGGGGUUUAAGCGGAAGUACUGGCCGGCUUCUCCGGUUCCAAACAAAUCAAAGACUCUGAAGCAUCUCGCUAGAUUGCACACAGAGAUUGUUAUGAACAGCGCGGAAAUUGCAUCAAAGAAGGCAGAACUCUCUGAAAUUGAUUUAGCAGAAAGUCCUAGAAGCGGAGUACAGAUCCCAACGGAUAAGACGCUUCUUCUUUUUAAGAUCGCUGAAAAGAAUUCCAUGGUUCGCGUUGCACAGCGUCUCGUCAGCAAACUUGCGAUUCAGCCACCGAACCUCAUACUCAAUGUACACAACACACUCCCAAAGAGCAGAGAGCUAUGGGUAUUCGCCACUCUUGGACUUGCUCUGCAAUUUGUUGCCGUAGCAAUUCCCGCGAUCACGACUUAUCACUGGAAGAAACCGAAGGAUUCAAAGCCUGUUCAUGACUACGCAUAUCCAACUUUCCUUCUAGGAACAUGCUUACUGGUCGUGAGCAUAGCGCUAUGCUCGUAUGUCAUUGAAGCAACUACUGUUGAGCAGGUGUUCACACCGACGGGCGAUUAUCUGGUGAAACGUAUCUUCCGGUUGCAACUGCAACAAGACAUGGGUGAUCAGCCCUUCAAAGCAUACGUCAUCUUAAACGACGCCGAAGACAAGGAGAUUCGCACUUCGAGAUAUGAUCCAGAGGAGAAAGACGAACAUGCACCAAACUCAAGAACCGAGACUCAGAAGUCUACAGUCAUAGUUGCUGUUGCACUAAGCUUCACUGGCGCAGACCCCCUGAGCAUCGGAGACCCUCGGAUCGUGCUACGACGAAAGUUGCAAUCUUUCUCAUCUAAAGAUGACGCUGAUCUUGCUCCAAUCUCCAAUGCUCUCGGACGCGCCAUUGGGGAUUUGCACCGGACCUUCCGCUCAUAUUCUAUAGAUGGUACAGUCGAGUGGGUGCACAUAGUUGAGAGUAGACUCAACGAUUCCAGCGUCCGAUACGGCCGUCUAAAGCUCAUGACAACGACUGGGUACAUGGAUGAGAAAGCGUUGCAUGCUAUCCUAGCACUCUGGCGGUAUGCAAAGCCUAUGACAGGUAGGACGAUAUGUGUUGUGAAGGCAUUCUCCGUGGAAGACUGGACAAAAAAGGUGGAAUUCCUCGAGGCCUUGAUCGACGCAAAAGCAUCAUACGCCUUCCCUCUGAACAAUGGUCAUAAAAUAGUUUCACCAGUCGGAGAGGGUGAAGCUGAAGAGUGGGCAUCACCAGUCAGAGAGGGUGAAGCUGAAGAGUGGGCAACCCAAAAAGACGACUGUGAAUACACUGGGCUGAGUAUCGAGAGUAUGCUAGGUUUAACCAAGCCUCUCGCAGCCUAUGCUGAUCCUUUCCCUGGCUACCUAGCUGUUGAUGUGGGUACACGAGCAGCCCACUUUGCUUUCGAAUUGCUUGCAGGUUUCAUGGAUGCACUGUGGGAAAAGCUAGAUCUGAGAUACCAUGACGAAGCCGGAAACUGGUCUGCGAAAUGGUCCGAGCGCAGGAUACCGCUGGAAGUGGAUGGGAUCGUGGACAUUCUCAUGGACAGUAAGCUAGUGAGUAACCACACAGAUGCCAAGAUUUUGGUCUUUUCAUCGCUUGCGCGAUGCACAGUAUGGAAAGACUCAUCGAAACCAGACGAGUCUACCCCCACGGCAGAUCGACAAUCCGAAAUGGCCCCACCAACGGGUUCAGAUACUCAAGACAAGAGCCCGCACGAAGAACGAGCGUGA
This is a messenger RNA of Alternaria viburni, 2316 nucleotides long. RefSeq lists its product as uncharacterized. Lineage: Eukaryota; Fungi; Ascomycota; Dothideomycetes; Pleosporales; Pleosporaceae. The transcript is spliced from 3 exons. The record is from RefSeq and is a predicted model, not a curated record. Bases 1 to 2316 code for a protein of 771 amino acids.